Messenger RNA from Oryzias melastigma (Indian medaka), 2190 nucleotides. Its product is annotated as fibrous sheath CABYR-binding protein. Bases 257 to 949 code for a protein of 230 amino acids. The record is from RefSeq and is a predicted model, not a curated record. The transcript is spliced from 4 exons. Lineage: Eukaryota; Metazoa; Chordata; Actinopteri; Beloniformes; Adrianichthyidae.
AAUGUGUGAAAGUAACAGGUGUAAUGUCGGCCUCUGAGGUAUGCAGGAAGAGGGCGUUUCCAAUCGCUAACAGCCGUGCUACAAGUGAAGGCGAAUCACCUGUACGAGCUCCAACGACUUCAGUUUGUUAACAGGGAGGAGCUCGCUUACACCUUCAUGGAACUAUAGGAACCUCCGCUGCAGCAGGUAGACCUUCAGCCCCCAAUAAAAACACCCCAGCGCCGAGAACCGUUUCGGAACCUUCGUCCUGCACACCAUGAAGGUGCAGUUUGUGAUCCCCAUGACCCUGCUGGUGUCGUUUGCUCUGGUGGGAGUGAUGAGAAUGCGGAGGAAGGACCACGAGAAGGACGACAAGCGUGUUAGGUUUCAGGACAUCAAGCUGAAGGUGACCAACGACGUGCUGAUGGACUACCAGAACGAGAGGGCGGAGAAGGAGCACAUGAUGGAGAAGAUCGAGGGCGAGCAGAAGACCCUGGAGGAACAAAUGGUCGUCCUCCAGACCAAACUGGACUCCUCAAAGGGAUCCGCCAAUGAGUGCCAGGGCAAUCAGAAAUCUUCUCAAGAUCAGCUGGCCUUAACAGAAACUGAUUUGAAUAAACUUAAAGCUGAAAUCGAGAAAGAAACCGGCGUCUGGAAAUCCGAAAUCGCUGCAUUGCAGCAGCAGCUUGCAGGAGAAAGCGCAGUUUGCAAGCAUUUGAAAGCAGCGCCGGAGGCAGCAAGAAAUAUGUGCCAUUUUAAAGAGGGUGUUGAGGUUAAACAACAAAAUCAAGAAGCCCCUAAAAAGGACGAGGCUCCCAAGCAAGAGGCUCCCAAACAAGAGGAAGCUCCUAAACAAGAAGCUCCAAAACAAGAGGAGGCGCCUAAACAAGAAGCUCCCAAACAAGAGGAGGCUCCUAAACAAGAAGCAAAAGCAGAGGUCCCUGAGCCAAAGAAAGAGGCCCAGAGAUGAGCGGAUCCAAAAUGAAGGACUUUCCACUUUACAGGACAUCUUCAAGUCAAGUGGAGACCGUAAACACUUAUUUUUGUCCUCAAAAAGACACACAAGAUCAAUGUAGUCUUACUCCUUUUUUUUUAUUUUUAUUUUUUAUUUUUUUUUUACAGAAGAUGGUUAAAUGGAAAAAGAAGGAUGUUACACAUUUAGGAAUGUAAGAGUGCUGCAUGUUUGAUUGGAAGCAGACUUCAAGUCCAAUAUCAUUAUUUUUGAAGGGAAAUUCCAUACAGCUUGAAUACAUAAGAUUGUGGAGUUUUUCACUCGGGUUUUGCUUGUUUUGUACAUUCUAUUUUGGCAACAGUGACAUUUCCAAAGAAAAACAUUGACUCCUGACUAGACUUUACCAAGCAUUUAGUGCUGGUAAAGUUUUUACAAUUCUCAAUUUAUAGUGUGUUAUAAAUAAAGAGAGCUAAGUCUUCUUCUUUAAACGUUUAUUAGUUUGAAUUUAAGUAAAAUAUUAACCCACAAUUGGAAGAACAAUCAUUGAUUUGCCAUAGUAAAAAGAAAUAUGAUACUAAUAGGGGCAAAUUUGACUUGCAAUUACUGGUAAAAAAAAAAAAAGCCUCCUGGCCAGACAUUACUGUGUGACAAGAAUAAAAUGACUAUGGACCUUUUGAUGUUUACAAUACAUUCAGCUGAGUGUUGAAUUUAGCUACAAGCCUGAAUAGGUCAACACUCAAAAUCUCUCAUAUCUCAUUACCAACUUCAAUAAAUCCUCUAAUCAUACAAAAUAAAAACAUUUCCCAAAAAUGACAGAAUUCUUGGAUCUUCCUCAGACCAUCGGCAAAGGACUGCAACUGAACUUUAUUUUGAUUUUUAUAUUUAUUUUUGUAAAGCAGAAACAAGGAUGCCAGUGUGUGAUGGGAGUUGUGUGUUGGGAUUUAAUGCAAGUUUGCUAAUUUUCUUUUACUCCCCUUUUUAUUUUAUACAUUUUAUUUUGGUUAAAGCUUUUUGAAGGUUUCUUACUUCCAGGAAGUACAUGACCAGGAAUUUAUUGACUUGUUUUGAACAUUGGUGUACUUGUUUAGUAAUAAGAAUAUUUUUUUUUCACCCUUUUAGAAGUGCUGCUUCACCUUGUCAAAAAAAUAAUAAUGCUGUCCUCGUCUCGUACAGCUGUGAAGUUUUCUGUUAUGUGGUUUAAUGACUUGUAUGUUACCAAUGCACUUAAUAGGCUUUAAUAAAUAAGAAUUUCCACUUGA